This is a messenger RNA of Cannabis sativa, 969 nucleotides long. RefSeq names its product autophagy-related protein 8C-like. Lineage: Eukaryota; Viridiplantae; Streptophyta; Magnoliopsida; Rosales; Cannabaceae. The coding region runs from base 336 to 716 and encodes 126 amino acids. Gene Ontology annotation, biological process: cellular response to nitrogen starvation. The record is from RefSeq and is a predicted model, not a curated record. The transcript has 6 exons.
AAGAGAAGAGAGUUAGCUUAAACUGUCAUACAACGAAACGCAUAUCGAAACACACAAGCACGCAUAUAUAACAGAAAUAUAUAUAUAUAUAUAUAUAUUAUUUAUUACGUGUGGGUAUCGGUAAGAAACUUCAGCAAGUCUCUUCCUGGAGAAGCCCACGAAACCAAACUAUUUCAUAUAAAUAUAUUAUAAAUAGGGCAUUUAUAUCUCUACUUCUCUUCCAUUUUGAUUUGACCCUUUGUUUUUUCCGCUCACCCAAUUUAUCAAUCUUUAUCUUCCCAAACCCUUGACACUCAUUUUUCCUGAUUGAUAGCUCAAGAGGUGGAAAUUUUACUAUGGCCAAAAGUCCAUUCAAGAUUGAACAUCCAAUGGAAAGGAGGCAGGCUGAAGCUCUUCGCAUCAAAGAGAAGUAUCCAGACAGAAUACCUGUUAUUGUGGAGAAGGCUGGAAAAAGUGACAUUCCUGACAUUGAUAAGAAGAAAUAUCUUGUUCCAGCAGAUUUAACAGUAGGACAGUUUGUCUAUGUUGUCCGAAAAAGGAUCAAACUAAGCGCUGAGAAGGCUAUAUUUGUCUUUGUGAAGAACACUUUACCUCCCACUGCUUCCUUAAUGUCUGCUCUUUAUGAGGAUCACAAGGAUGAAGAUGGAUUUUUAUAUAUGACUUACAGUGGCGAGAACACCUUUGGGACCUCUUAUGAGCAACAAUGCUUUGAGUAAAAUAAUAACUUUAAACUUGUACAUUCCCAUAGCUUUGUCUCUUCAAACCAAUGUUCUCAUCCAAUUAUGAUUAAACUCCAUUGAUGAUGUCUAUUGUAAUUAAUAGAUUCAAUGCCAUCAAUUAUAUUUGCUGAAAAGCAUUUGAGUUAUAUGUGACAUUUUAAUUUGGAUCCUAAAUGAAUGGUAUUAAAUACUCAGUACUCUGUUCUUUGGAGUUUCUUUGUCUAAUAGAUAAGGUAAAUUAUCAUCACCA